Molecule: messenger RNA, 1056 nt
Organism: Penicillium diatomitis
Lineage: Eukaryota; Fungi; Ascomycota; Eurotiomycetes; Eurotiales; Aspergillaceae
Product: type 1 glutamine amidotransferase
Exons: 1
Coding region: 1-1056 (351 amino acids)
Cellular component (GO): nucleus; cytosol
Source: RefSeq, a predicted model, not a curated record
AUGGUCCACCAUCAACACCAUCAGAUCCACGUCGCGGCCCUCGAUUGUGAGGCACCAUGCAACUCUGUGUACGUGAAAAGGGGUCUGUUUAGCUCGCAAUUUCGAGUCCUCCUCCAAGCUGCCGCUGAGCGUCUCAACAAGAACGUCAGCAACCAGCUGCGACAUGGCCCGAUCAAGCUGCAUGUCUCGGGGUUCGAUGCCGUAGGGCGAACCCUACCACCACUUGAUUGUCUUCGUACCGAACCGCGCACGUCGGCAGAGUCCACAGGCGGACCGUUCAGUCCCAUUGAUGCAAUUGUCGUCAGCGGCUCGGCUGCUUCCGCAUAUGACCAGCUUCCCUGGAUUGCCGAGCUGCUCUCAUUCAUCCAAACGGUAUACACGCAUUAUCCACAUGUGAAGCUGUUCGGAUCCUGUUUUGGACAUCAGAUCAUUGCCCAGGCGUUGUUGUCUACACCCACGAGCGAUGUGCCCGCCACCCACACAUUCAGCGUGCAACCUGCCUCGACAGGAUUUGAGAUGGGCAUUCAGCCCAUCAAGUUGGAUCCCCAGUUCACAGAGUAUUUUCCUCCUUUGGCCAAGGUUGCGGCCAAGGGCCCCUUCCGCAUUCAAUUGGUUCACAUGGAUCAAGUUCUUCCAACACCCCAAGCUCGGGAUGCCGCCGUCUCUGCAGGUCGCCCAUCGGUCAGUUUGCCAGCACCAUGGCUGAAUCUUGGAAGCAGCGCAGUAUGUCCGAUUCAAGGGCUGUACUAUCCGGGUCGAGUUCUGACCUACCAAGGUCACUUUGAAUUUGACACCUUUGUGAAUGGCGAGUUGAUGGUGGAGUUUGGUGCACAUGCAGACUGGCCUGCGGAACAGAUUGAUCAUUACGUGAAGCAAGUUCAUGUUGCGCGAGUGCCGGGACAAGACGAGGAUGACGAUGAUUCUAAAGCUGCAGCGGAGGCAGUCGUUUUGUUCUUUGCAGGGGAGAACUCAGAAGCUAGCAGAGCGAGUUCGCAAGAGAUGCAUGGUUUGAUGACACCGCCGCUCGAGCAGCCAGAGGUCUUUGCAACCUCAUAG